Molecule: messenger RNA, 908 nt
Organism: Drosophila gunungcola (fruit fly)
Lineage: Eukaryota; Metazoa; Arthropoda; Insecta; Diptera; Drosophilidae
Exons: 2
Coding region: 617-853 (78 amino acids)
Source: RefSeq, a predicted model, not a curated record
UAGUUAACCAAGGGUUGCGAACCAUUACACCACUAACCAUACAACAUAUAGACUGGUCAUUUCAUACGACGCAUUUGGACACAAAAAAACGGACCGCGGAAGGUCCACCGUUCUCACAGCAGCAAGUCCAUGCACUUCGUGUGCGUGCGUUAUUUUUGUUACGCAGACCUAAUUAUAUAAAUUUGUUAAUCUCCCACGUAUAAACCUAUUUAUCUGCCCGUACUUGAAUACAUUAAAAGCGUGAUAUCCAUAGAUCAGCAAUCAGCCUAAUUGUAACAGAAAACUGAGGGGAGAAAAUGUGAAAAAAAAAAUGGAAAUUCAGCAAGCAGCGAGGAGGAUGUGACGAUCGUGUGUUUGCCUACCCGCUCACUAAUUAGAUUAGAUUAGGCAAAGUAUAUUAGUUUCCUCUGAUGUUUUCUGAAGGCCAGGGGAGCUCGUCGAUUCUUUGUUUGUGAUAUAAAUUUACUCGGAGAGCUUUGCUUGUCGGUCGGAGGUUGGCAUUUUAAACAGAGACUAGGCCACACCUCGUCGGAGAUCAGUCGGAAUUUUGGGUGGUGCCUUGUUUUGCGGAUCUCAGCUGUGUCAAUUUCAGGCCUCCACCUCAAACACACCAAUCAUGCAGAAGCCACAACAUGGAAUGUGCUGGAUGUUGCUCCUUUUUGGAUCGCUGAUCGCUACUUUUAUGCUUGCUUUCAGCUACUGGAUGUUUGUGCCCCGCGAAUUGCAAAUUUGGUCCAUUAUUUCGAGGAACUACAACAAUUCGGGAAUCAAGUUUUCCUUUCCGCCGUCUUCUGUGCCCGAGGAACUCAAGCUCAGGCAAGGACCCCCGUUCGUCUACCAGAUAUUACAUUGAAUGGAUUAUUAUACAGUGUGUAUUAUGCUAUGUAAUCUUAGGCUAGUUUAACAAU